AUCCGAAAUAUCGCUCUUUUACAAUUAAGAAAUUCCCACACAAAAGAAAAACGCGAUUUGAAUAUUAAGACCACUAAAAGAGAGAGUUGCCGAUUAUGACUAAUUAACAGUCGAUCCACUUAAGAAGACCGUUUAGUUUAAACAAAACAGCGGGCGGAAUCGGUACAAUGCAUUUAAAACUGCUGAUAAUCACCCUCAUAGCGUACAACUCCAAUUGCGUUUACCUAAACUCAUCAAAACCAACAGAAAAUAAUCCAGCGAAAUGGACUGAAAGUGAAAUAUGGGGUCCAAUUUUCGAGGAUUGGAUUUUAACAAAAAAUCGCCGAUCUAGUCGUGUUACUCAUUUGAUUCCCAUUCAAAGCGUUUACGAAAAUGAUACAAGUAUCAUUGAUAGAUCAGACGAAGAAAAGGAAAGUAAAAUUGCGUCAAACUUGAAGAUUGUCAAUUCUAAUCCCGUACGUAAUAAACCCCCACAGAGGCAGGUCACCGAAACUGAAAUGUACCUGCUGAACGCAAUCGAGAAGAUGGUUUACAAAGUCGAUUUUAUGGAAAAACGGUUGAGGCGCGUAGAGCAAAUGCUUUACUUUGUAAUGGCUGGGAACAAAGUGGAUCAAGAACCCUGCGCUGACAAUUUUAAUAGAGCAGGACAGAAUUGCUACCUGUUCGCUGGAACAGCAGGACGGGAAUUAGACUGGAAGGCUGCCAGUAAACAAUGCAACAAGUAUGGGGCGGCGCUAGCCGAAAUGGAAACCAUCGAGGAAAAUCAGGAUGUCAUCAGUUACAUUCAAAGUCAGGACCAUUUGCGAGGUCGAGAGUAUUGGACGGGAGGUUUGAAUCCGGGAUUGCUGUGGAUUUGGAGUAACAGUGCCAGACCAAUUAAAACCCCAACCGCUCCCAAUAAACAGGACGCGGAUCCAGGAAGUCACAUUCCUGGCAAUGGCCGAUGCCUUAGGCUAGCCUAUAAUCCUAGCUUACGCAGUUAUGGGUACAAGGGUACAGAUUGUUCCACUAGAUACAGUUAUAUAUGCGAAAUUGCGGAAAACUCCGCAACUAACGAAUUGCGAAGAUUGGGACGUAGUCGAAAAAUUAUUGAUGAAAUGUGAUAUAUAUGUUAUUAAUUAUUAUUUAAUUGAUUAUUGUAUUUAUAUAGGAUAAGUUGGGAAUAUCAUGUUACCUUAAUUUUAGUAAGUACCUAAUGUUUUAA
Messenger RNA from Photinus pyralis (common eastern firefly), 1204 nucleotides. RefSeq lists its product as uncharacterized. Lineage: Eukaryota; Metazoa; Arthropoda; Insecta; Coleoptera; Lampyridae. Gene Ontology annotation, cellular component: external side of plasma membrane. Bases 168 to 1103 code for a protein of 311 amino acids. The record is from RefSeq and is a predicted model, not a curated record. Gene Ontology annotation, biological process: biological process involved in interspecies interaction between organisms. The transcript is spliced from 3 exons. Gene Ontology annotation, molecular function: signaling receptor activity; carbohydrate binding.